UAUGAAAAAAUAAAGAAGAAAUGAAAACGUCACAUCCAGUCGACCGUGAAACAAUUGAUGGUAUUAUAGAAUAAUUAAUCGAUAUAUGUUAAAAUAGCGAUUUAACCGCAAUGGUUAGAAUAUCAUUACCUGUGUGAAAUAAUUAAUAUACGUAAAAUAUGUCCCGACCAAUGGGGAGAGCUUCGCAUAUGACAGCAAAAGCGAUAUCUUCAAUGCACAUGAAAAAGAAGUUGAUAGAGGAUGAGCUCAAUGAGCUGCAUCAUGAAUUUGACACGAAUGAUCAUACAAUUCCACUCGUUGAUCUUUGCUUUAAACUCAAUACUAGUCUUGAUGCAGGCUUGACAAAUGAGGAUGCUAGAAUGAUUUUAUUGAGGGAUGGACCGAAUGGCUUAACACCAUCAAAAGUAACACCGGAGUGGAUUAAGUUUUUAAGAUGCAUGUGUGGUGGCUUUGCUGGUCUGCUUUGGUUAUGCGCAGUGCUGUGUUUUAUCCUAUUUUUCAUAAAUUAUUUCCUCGAUCAACAUGAUGAUGAGUCUGUAGAAUGGCUCGGUGUGAUCAUUGUGAUAAUCUGCUUAAUCUCUGGAUUCUUUGCUUAUAUACAAGAAAGUAAGAACUCCAAAGUUAUGGAUUCCUUUAACAAGAUGGUACCAACUUAUGCUGUGGUUAUAAGAGAAGGUAUCAGGAUGCAAGUGGCUACUGAAAAGGUAGUACUGGGUGAUCUGGUAGAAAUUCGACUUGGUGACAAAGUGCCAGCUGACAUAAGGAUAACAAAGUGCGAUGGACUUAGAGUAGAAAAUUCCAGUCUGACUGGGGAAAGUGUUGCGGUAUCAAGAACUGAUUAUCCCACUGACAAUAAUCCUUUAGAGACGCAAAACAUUGCUUUCUUCUCAUGCUUUGCUGUCGCUGGAGAAGGUCGUGGUAUUGUUAUAGCAACUGGCGACAGCACAAUGAUUGGUCGAUUGGCAGGACUGACUUCACAUAUACAAAAAACUGAGACUCCCAUAGCCAAAGAGAUCCAACACUUUGUUCAUAUAAUAACUUUUGUUGCACUGAUCUGUGGAAUUUUAUUCUUCGCACUGUCACUUUCAUUGGAAUUUAAUCUCGUGAAAGCAUUUACUUAUCUGCUUGGAAUAAUAAUAGCCAAUGUGCCAGAAGUGUUGCUUGUGACAGUGACAACAAGCUUGACUUUGACAGCGCAGAAGAUGGCUGGUAAAAAUUGUCUUGUGAAAAAUCUUGAAGCUGUAGAAACACUCGGAUCCACAUCUACUAUUUGCUCAGACAAGACUGGGACUCUGACACAGAAUAAAAUGACGAUGUCAAACGUCUGGUGUGGCCACACUAGACAUCAUUUUCCUGUAGGACAGAAAUUGGGAGCCGAAAGAGACAUCCUAGUAGAAAAACCAGAUUUCAAUGUUCUCAUCAAGGACGCCACACUUUGUCUACGAGCAGAAUUCAAAUCUGAACCAGAUCAACGCGUACCGAUUGAACAAAGGGAAGUUCUUGGGGAUGCGUCUGAAACAGGAAUUUUAAAAUUUUGUGAACAAAUACAUUACACGUCAAAGUUUCGUUCGACUCAUCCAAAGGUCGCAGAAUUGCCUUUUAAUUCUGCCAGUAAAUAUCAAAUGUCCAUACAUAAGGACAUCGAUUGUUUUAUAAUGAUACUGAAGGGUGCUCCAGAAAUAAUAUUGGAAUCUUGCUCGACUAUUUUGGGUUCUGAAGGUGAAACCACAUUGAUGACCAGUACUGAUUUAUCAGCAGUGAGAAAAGCCUGUACAGAACUGGGUUACCUUGGCGAACGUGUGUUGGCUUAUUGCGACAUGAUAUUGCCAUUCUCAAAAUAUGAACCAGAUUAUAAAUUUAAUACCGAAAUGCCCAGUAAAUACAAUUUUCCAACGGGUGACUAUCGUUUCGUAGGAUUGGUAAGUCUAUUAGAUCCGCCAAGGCCAACGGUACCGGAAGCUGUGCAGAAAUGUCGGACUGCUGGUAUCAAAUUAAUAAUGGUGACCGGUGAUCAUCCUGUGACCGCCAUGGCCAUUGCCAAAAAAGUUGGUAUCAUUGGCGAAGGUCAUGAGACUAAAUAUGAACGGGCAAUAUUGCAGAGUAAAUCGUAUUCCCAAGUGCCGGAAGAGGACUCCGUAGCCAUUGUUGUGACAGGAAAUGAACUAAGAAACAUGGAGAGUUAUGAACUAGACGAUAUUAUAAGAACCUAUGAGGAAAUAGUUUUUGCGCGCACAUCACCACAACAAAAGUUACUCAUUGUUGAAAGUUGUCAAAGACUUGGAGAAGUUGUGGCAGUGACCGGGGACGGCGUCAAUGAUUCGCCAGCAUUAAGAAAAGCAGACAUUGGCGUUGCUAUGGGUAUAACUGGUUCGGACGUUGCAAAAAAUGCAGCAGAUAUGAUUUUAAUGGACGACAAUUUCGCGUCGAUUGUCACUGGAAUUGAGGAGGGACGAUUGAUAUUUGAUAAUUUAAAGAAAUCUAUUACGUACACUCUUACGUCCAGUGUCCCAGAGAUGUUACCAUUAUUGAGCAGUAUAGUACUUUCUAUACCAUUACCAUUUGUUAUACAAAUGGUACUUUGUGUGGAUAUUGGUACAGAUUUAUUACCAGCUAUUGCGCUUGCUUAUGAGAAACCAGAAUCUGAUAUUAUGCAACGUGCACCAAGAAAUCCACAGCACGAUAGACUUGUGAAUAAAAGAUUGAUAUCGAUGACUUAUGGACAGAUAGGAAUGAUUCAGUCACUUGCUGGAUUCUAUUCGUACUUUGUUAUUCUGGCUUAUAAUGGAUUCCUGCCAGCGGACUUGUUUGGACUUAGAACUGUCUGGGAAUCCAAGGCUGUUAAUGAUCUUACUGAUUCGUACGGACAGAAUUGGACCUACAAAGAUAGGAUGGAUCUGUUGAACGAGGCUCGUACCGGUUACUUUAUCUCUAUAGUAAUAACGCAAAUGGUAGAUCUUAUCAUUUGCAAGACAAGAAAGAAUUCUAUAUUUAAACAGGGAAUGGGAAAUUGGUUUCUCAAUUUUUCAUUUGUUUUUGAAGUGGUCUUGACAGGUAUACUACUUUAUGUGCCGGGAACCGAAAAGGUACUGAAGACUAUGCCACUUGAUGCUCUUUGGUACUGCCCAUGUUUGCCUUUCGGAGCUUUUCUAUGGAUCUAUGAUGAACUUAGAAGAUGGUUUCUUCGAAAGUAUCCAGGAGGGAUCAUAGAGCAGGAAACUUAUUAUUAAUAUUCCAGGAGGAAUGUAAGAACUGUCAAUGUCAUUAUAACGUUAAGUAAUAUUAAGAAUGGGAUUUAGUUAAUGGAUGCAGUGUGAUGUCCAAAUAUACAUAAAAUAAAGAAUAUUGAUUACAUU
Messenger RNA from Cephus cinctus (wheat stem sawfly), 3353 nucleotides. RefSeq names its product sodium/potassium-transporting ATPase subunit alpha-B. Gene Ontology annotation, molecular function: ATP hydrolysis activity; P-type sodium:potassium-exchanging transporter activity; ATP binding. Gene Ontology annotation, biological process: intracellular potassium ion homeostasis; potassium ion import across plasma membrane; proton transmembrane transport. The transcript has a single exon. Gene Ontology annotation, cellular component: membrane. The record is from RefSeq and is a predicted model, not a curated record. The coding region runs from base 159 to 3227 and encodes 1022 amino acids. NCBI's taxonomy places the organism in Eukaryota, Metazoa, Arthropoda, Insecta, Hymenoptera, Cephidae.